Messenger RNA from Aegilops tauschii subsp. strangulata, 1219 nucleotides. RefSeq names its product tetraspanin-18. The record is from RefSeq and is a predicted model, not a curated record. NCBI's taxonomy places the organism in Eukaryota, Viridiplantae, Streptophyta, Magnoliopsida, Poales, Poaceae.
CUCGUCCUCCUCAAUCAUCCAUCUUCUCCCCCCAAAUCCAGCGGAGCUUCGCUUCCUCUUCCUCUUCUUCUCCCCUCAACCCAAACCCAAAUCCAAAUCCCCCAACCCACCGGCGGCGAUGGCGCGCGGCGGCCGCUCCGAGAAGGGCGGCGGCGGGUGCGGGCGGUGCUGCCUGGGGUUCCUGCUCAAGCUCCUCGCCUUCCUGCAGGCCUUCGCCGCCCUCUCCGCCGUCCUCUACGCCGCCUCCAUCCUCUCCCGGUGGGCGCGCCACCAUGAGCUCCACAUCCACCACCUCCUCCCAGACCUCUGGUUCGCGUGCGCCGUCAUGGCCGCCGGCCUCCUCUACUGCGCCAUCCUCCUCGCGGGCUACGUCGCCGCCGAGAUCAGCAGCGGCUGCUGCCUCUGCUUCUACACCGGCUUGGCAAUGGUGAUGAUGCUGCUCGAGGCCGCCGUGGCCGGACGCAUCCUCCUCAACGAGCACUGGAUCCAGGAUCUGCCGUAUGACCGCACCGGAGAGCUCCAGAACCUCGUCUCCUUCGUCCAUGACAACCUCGACCUCUGCAAAUGGGCUGCUCUCGCUACCGUUGCCACCCAGGCACUCUCGCUUUUGUUGGCGAUGGUUCUACGAGCCAUGGUUUCACCCACGAGUAGCGACUACGACAGCGAUGAAGAUUUUGUGGUCAUAAGGAGGCCGCUGCUUAUUGCCCAAGGUGCUCCAUCCUAUCUCCCUACCACGGCUGACCCCAGAGGUGUCCAUCCGAACCUAUGGAGCUCAUCAAUGAGGCAGAAGUAUGGACUGAACUCCUCAGGGGACUACACCUACAACACACUGGGUCAAAAUGCAGCGCCACCGCAGUGAGAAGCUUCUGUGUGACAGGUGAUGAGGAAGGAAGGGCAUGCAUGGCCUUGUUGGAAGCACCUGUGCAGCAUAUUUGUAGUAUAUUGUGAUAUUCCAUGGUGUAAUGCACACUACAUACAUUUGUGCACCCAUUCACCCUGUCAAUCUCGACUCAUUGUACAUAGUUCCAUCAUUAGUGAAGAUUAUAUAUGUGUGGCCCUGGUUGGCUAGUUGGAAAGGACUUGUUGUCAACAUUUCGUUGGAUGUUUGUUAAGCUAGCUAGAUAGCAGUUUAUCAAGUGAAAAAAGAUCUUGUAAAGUUAUGUUACUAGCACAGUCUCACUUGUUUGGUGAGAUAGUAUUGUUAUGCCGCCAAGUAUUA